ACUUGGAAAGUAUCUCAACUUCUUUUAAAAUAAAUAAAUAAAUAAAUAAAUGGGAGGAUGAGCGUUAGCUACUCCGCACAAAAUCAAGAAUGCAGAUUCUUCAUACUCAAUCUCUACUUUCUUCUCUUAAACCCUUCAAUUUAAUUCCCUUUUCAAUUCACAAAUUCCCCAAAUUUGAUGUUGCAGAUUUGGGUAGUCAUGUUAUGAAGGCAAAUCAUGGUUUGAAAACCGACAAUCGCAGUGUGAUAUGCUCAGCUACUGAACAACCGAGCUUUGGUAAUGACGCGAAACGGAAAAGAAAAGUGGUUGAGCACGUGUGUCUGCUCAAAGGGAAGAAUGACUUAUCUGAAGAACAGGAGAAAGAUAUGCUGGAUUACCUUUAUACAACCCAAUAUCAAAUGCGUGGCGUUGUUUCCAUUUCAUUAGGACGCGUCUCUGGUGGGAAUGAUGACAAAUAUAGCCACGCUAUCUACAUGCGUUUUCAAAGAAAGGAAAAUCUGUUGAAGUUUUAUCAGAAUCAAUUUUAUGUGGAUGUCCUUAAGGACCAUGUUGUGCCUUACUGCCAUGAGAUUAUCAAUGCCGACUUUGAGUCCGAAGUAGAAGAUGACAUGCUAUCAAUAUUUCGAAAAGGGGAGGAGUUCAACUAUGGUAUGGAGCUUGUACUUCUCAUAACAUUUGGUAAGAGUUCUUUGGAUGGUCCUGCUGAAGAUGCUUUGGUCGCUUUGUCAAAGCUAACAAUGGAUUUCCCGUCCUUGAUCGUUCAGGCUACCAUCGGUGCAAAUUUUAACAUUUCCAGUGCAGAAUAUACUCAUGCUGUAGUAAUACGGUUUCGCUCUUCGGAGGCCUUCCAGAUGUUCAUGAACAGUUCAGAAUACAAUAAUAUGUGGAGAUCUAAAUUUCAGCCAAUUGUCCAAAAACAUCUUUCUGUUCAUUUUUCAAUUGAUCCAGUGGGCACAGAGCUUAUGUAGCAACAAUUUCAUCCCAUUGCUGGUUCACUUGGGCUACUUUGGCCUUAGUUACAUAUAAAGAAUUUAAACAUCUUAUUUUUUUUAUCGACCGACCAUGGUGGCUUUGGGAUGCCUCUAUUACAUCACAUUGAAAUGCCUCUUCCAAACAAUCAGCAGGUUAGCAUCUAAAUCACUAACAUUGUUUAAAUUUUGUUGUGUUCAGCUUUGCCUCAUCAACUACAUUAAUUAGUAAUUAUGUAGUAUCUUUUAUAACUUUAGCAUCAUUUUUCUGUGUUAACUGAACUGGAAUUAAUAUAAUCCAGUUAAUAAAUACACCGGAAUACAGCAUUUUUAGUUGUGUGACAUGCUAUGUACGUAAAGGAUAGCAUAAUUUAAUUGCAUAUAUGAUCUUGUGUCCAUUAGGCUCCCAUUUACUUACUUGAAGGUCUCGUGGGAAAGCAAAGUCAGUUGGUAUAUUCUGACAUUCUACUAAAGGCUUUUUCCAGAAUGUUGAAAAUAAAGCUCGUUGAAGACCCAUCCUUUCAGUUUUUAUCGAGGGGAACACUAUCAAAAAUAGAAGAAAUAAAGUCUUAACUGAAAUAGGUUUAAUUAAAACUAUGUAGCUGACUUUUGAUUUUGAGGAUCUAAUAACUGAUUUUUUUAGAUCAGUUUAGUAAUUUUGCCUUUUAUGUGUUUCUCAUGGCACACAUAUAGUUCUCAUACAAUAAGGGAGAAGUUAAAUCUUUCAACUUGGCAUACUAUUCGAAGAGGUGGUAAAACUUCAAUUGCCUCACGAUCAUCAUCAGUCACGGAAUUCACCUCGAAAUACUUCAAAUGAAAUGGUGGACUUGUUGGAGGACAUACUAAUAGAAUCUUCUUAUGUGGAUGUACGAAAGAACACAUUGUUUUUUAUUUGUAUCAUAAUGUAUCCGAUGGAUCUAAAAGCUAACUGGCUUCUCCACCAGUAAGGUUGUUAUUGCUUAAAAUAUUUAUUAACCAGGCUUAGGAUAGAAAAUAAGGAAGAAAAAUUUAGCUUAUUGUGGCUGCUUUUGAAUUUUGCUAGUUGACUUCUUUGCAUCAGCCAGUGUGUUUUGUUUUGAAUGGACAUACAUUAAUCAAAGUGAGGGAGCCAAUGUGAUUGAUUGGUUAUUCGUAAUAUUAGAAAUUUGUCUUUC
Messenger RNA from Capsicum annuum, 2122 nucleotides. RefSeq lists its product as uncharacterized. The transcript has 9 exons. Bases 90 to 968 code for a protein of 292 amino acids. The record is from RefSeq and is a predicted model, not a curated record. Lineage: Eukaryota; Viridiplantae; Streptophyta; Magnoliopsida; Solanales; Solanaceae.